Prionailurus viverrinus (fishing cat) is the source of this 6618-nucleotide messenger RNA. It is a transcript of the gene DGKE, whose product is annotated as diacylglycerol kinase epsilon. The record is from RefSeq and is a predicted model, not a curated record. The transcript has 11 exons. The coding region runs from base 455 to 2092 and encodes 545 amino acids. Gene Ontology annotation, molecular function: ATP-dependent diacylglycerol kinase activity. Lineage: Eukaryota; Metazoa; Chordata; Mammalia; Carnivora; Felidae.
GUCGCGAGGCCUCGGGAGGGGCCGGCGGGAGGCCGCUCUCGGGCGGAGCGGCUGCGCCCGGGAGGGGAGUGCGGGCCGCGAACUAACGGUCACGAACGCUGGCGGGGCCGCGCGACCCACGUGCGCCACCGCGCCCAGAGACCCGGGCACCCAGCUCCGCGGCCGCGUCCCCGCGGAGGGCAGCCUAUCCGUUUUUCCUGUGGGCGACCCCGUGCCCGGCGCGGGGAGGAGCGUGACAGCGCUGGGCGCCGCCCCCUCGGCGCGGCUCGGCGGGAGGCCCCCGGGUCGCGGCGGGGAAGAAGCGGUGCGUGCUCCCCCUUGGAGACCGUGGGACCACCCGGGCAGAAGGCGCCCUCGGUGUCCCCUGAAAGGCGGUGGGCGGGCUAGCGGGGACCGCGAGCCCCGGGCGGACCCCGCCUGUUUGUCUCCCAGUUAGAAAUCGGCCUUAGACAAGAUGGAAGGGGAGAAGCGGCCGGCGCCCUACGAGGGCCUGUUUGCCGACGGGCACCUGAUCCUGUGGACGCUGUGCUCGGUGCUGCUGCCCGUGUUCAUCACCUUCUGGUGCAGCCUCCAGCGGUCCCGCCGCCAGCUGCACCGCCGGGACAUCUUCCGCAAGAGCAAGCACGGGUGGCGCGACACGGACCUGUUCAGCCAGCCCACCUACUGCUGCGUGUGCACGCAGCACAUUCUGCUGGGCGCCUUCUGCGACUGCUGCGGGCUGCGCGUGGACGAGGGCUGCCUCAAGAAGGCCGACAAGCGCUUCCCGUGCAAGGAGAUCAUGCUUAAGAGUGACGGCAGGGCCCUGGACGCCAUGCCCCACCACUGGAUCCGGGGCAACGUGCCCCUGUGCAGUUGCUGCGUGGUUUGCAAGCAGCAGUGCGGCAGCCAGCCCAAGCUCUGCGAUUACAGGUGCAUUUGGUGUCAGAAAACGGUACAUGAUGAGUGCAUGAAAAAUAGUUUAAAGAACGAAAAGUGUGAUUUUGGAGAAUUCAAAAAUCUCAUCAUUCCGCCAAGUUACUUGACCUCUAUUAAUCAGAUGCGUAAAGACAAAAAAACAGAUUAUGCAGUGCUAGCCUCUAAGCUUGGAAAGCAGUGGACCCCAUUAAUAAUCCUGGCCAACUCUCGUAGUGGAACUAACAUGGGAGAAGGGCUGCUGGGAGAAUUUAGGAUCCUCCUAAACCCAGUCCAGGUUUUUGAUGUAACUAAAACCCCCCCUGUGAAAGCCCUGCAGCUUUGCACUCUCCUUCCCUGUCACUCGGCCCGCGUGCUUGUUUGUGGAGGGGACGGCACGGUGGGCUGGGUCCUGGACGCAGUCGACGAAAUGAAGAUUAAGGGACAAGAAAAGUACAUUCCGCAAGUCGCAGUCCUGCCUCUGGGAACAGGCAACGAUCUGUCCAAUACCUUGGGCUGGGGCACAGGGUACGCGGGAGAGAUCCCCGUCGCUCAGGUCUUAAGAAAUGUGAUGGAAGCAGAUGGAAUUAAACUAGAUAGAUGGAAAGUUCAAGUAACAAAUAAAGGAUACUACAACUUAAGAAAACCCAAGGAAUUCACAAUGAACAACUAUUUUUCUGUUGGACCUGAUGCUCUCAUGGCUCUCAAUUUUCAUGCUCAUCGCGAGAAGGCACCAUCUCUGUUUUCUAGCAGAAUUCUUAAUAAGGCUGUUUACUUGUUCUAUGGAACCAAAGACUGUUUGGUACAAGAAUGUAAAGAUUUGAAUAAAAAAGUUGAGCUAGAACUGGAUGGUGAGCGAGUAGAACUGCCCAAUUUGGAAGGUAUUAUAGUUCUGAACAUCGGCUACUGGGGCGGUGGCUGCAGACUGUGGGAAGGGAUGGGAGAUGAGACUUACCCUCUAGCCAGGCAUGAUGACGGUUUGCUAGAGGUCGUUGGAGUGUAUGGGUCUUUCCACUGUGCUCAGAUUCAGGUGAAACUGGCAAACCCUUUUCGAAUAGGACAAGCACAUACGGUGCGGGAGCAGAUUGAGACCCCCAGAUGUUGCUUGGUUAACCCUGUUAAUGACCACGUUGAGCUGAAAUUCAGCAUCUCAUUUAUGACCCUGUGGAGCCAGAAGACAGCCACACAGUUGAAUGGGUAACAGUUAACAUUCAGAGCACUUCGGAUUGAAAGUUUCCAAGCUAGACUGUUCACCAGUUUCUCCUGAGUAAGAGACAGUAUCAACAAUUGAAAAAAAGUACUACAGAAAAUGUAUUUGUCCUAUUAGUUGCUCAAAAGAAGUUUGAUAAUGAUUAGUAACUUCUAAAAGUUCAGUGGUCUUGUAGUAUUUGAAGUACAGUAGUCUUUUAUUCCCAAAGUACAGAAAUUCCCCUUGGGGAAACAGACAGAAUCCUGUGCUAAAAUGUUUAUAUCGUAUUUAUUUUAAAAUGAGAGAGAGAUUUUUUUUAUUUAUUUAUUUUCUUCAUUGUGGUAUACUUGUGUUUAGUGUUUACAGUAUAUGGCUUUAUUUAAUAAGUUACAUUCGUCACAUAAAUUCAGCUAGUCACAAUCAGAAAUGUAGCCUAUUGACUAAAGAAGUAAAACCCAUAACUUAAUUUUCCUGGAAUAUCAUCCAGAUAUUCUCAUUCUUCAGAAACAUUACUCAAUAUUUUUUAAAAAGAGGGAGAAUGAAAGCACUGGCAAACUACCUUUACGUAACUGAAAGUUUUGUUUCAUUGUUUUAUUUGACUCCCAAUUGCCAGAAACUGAUUGAAGGGCUGGUCUCAUGGUUCCCCAGUAGAUGGCACUCUCCUGGUGUGAACCCGCCUGAUCCCUCAGGCCAGUGAGGCACACCGUUGGGCCACCAGCCUGGUGUUUUCCUAACAGAUGGCCCAUUUGCGGGCUUGGUGGUCUUUCAUGCCGUUAAUCUCUGAAAGACGAGACUGUAUCCCCCAAAACACCAUUAGCUUCCUAUAAGGAUCUAUUAUGAAUCUACCAUCCGUGAAUUGCCAUUAAACUUAAAUUUCAUUCACCUUCAGGCCAAAGCCAUGUUUUAAAGGAAAAACUUAGUAGCGAUACAGUAGUCAGUGCAUUAUAUAAAAUACUCUGAUUCUGCUUCAGUUAACCUCUUCCACAUCUCAACAGGAGAUGGUAAAUUCUAGUAUUGACAGAUUUUGCGAGCGGAUCUGUUUUCACCUUUUCAUACACCUUUCAUGGUAGGGAACCUGUCGCUAUUGGUGGCAAAGUUUUGUAGGUUUUCUUUUAUGGACCGAUCAUGUUUUGAGUAUAACGAAUUUUAUUCCUUAACUCAUGGUCGACACUGUUACAGGUAUCCCAUUUUGUAAAUCUAGGCUACAAUUUAUCUUACUAUAAUUCCACAGUGCUAAUUGUAGAAUCAAAGUAAAUAGUUGGGGAUGCCAGAAUUCAAAUCAUCAAAAUAGCUAGAAAUAACCAUAAUGUUACACCGGAUCUAGAACAGGUUUAUAUACAACACCCUUGUUUAUUUAAACAAAUUGUUUUUUUCAAUUUUCAUAAUCCCAUGAGGCUUUUCCCUGCUGACCCUUCAUGAAGCUUUUCCGUUACCUUAGUCUCAGUCAUUCAGAUUCAUUUAGGAAACUUAUUUUUGAAUACCAUGUCAUCACACAUCUUAUUUUAGCAAAGUCCGUUUACUUUUGAGGCACAUUUGUCCGGCAUUUCAAAUAAAUGUACAGGCACGGGUCUUGUUUUCAAAAGGAUAGUUUACAAGACUCAUGUUGCAAGUAUAUUCUAAGUAUAUUUAAGAGUCGCGGUUGUUGACAUGACCAGUGAUUCUAUACUUUACAAAAAAUCAUUUGCCAUAAUAUUUUCCUGUUGCAUUUUAAAUUGUCUGGACUAAACACGAAAACAAAUUCUGUGUUCUCAGGAAGAAAUACAUAAAGCGAAGCCUAGCUCCAUGUCUGUUUUCAGAUUCCUCUCCCCCUUUACUGUCCUCCUACAUUCCUAACCCCUUCAACUUCGUGGCUUAAACACUGAACACCUGGAAGCUCUUAUGGACCCCGUAAGUAGAUGGUGAUAAUUUCUCAGUGCUUUUUAUGUUGCGUAGAAAUCAAACUGACUUGUGUUUUAAAACACAAGUUGUCUGAUAGUGAGGUUACACGACCUUAAAUGGGUUUUAGGUUUUCUGCAGCAAUUAGCUGGGAACCCCUAAUGUAGCUACUGUUUAUAAAAAUUUUAUAGUCAAAAUUAUUUAUUUUUAUUUUUUUAGGGUGUGUCAGAAUGUGUCGUAUUUGCUUUUUGAAAUAUGUUUGCCUACUUCGAGUUGUAAAAUAUUCUGUGGCUCAGAAAUUGUCAAGUCCUUUUUGCGUUGUAAAAAUGAACACUACCAGCAUGUCAAAAGAAAAAUAGUUUGCAUUUGUAAUGUAAAGUAAAAUUGUAUUUACUGUAUAUUAUGGAAUUUUAAAUUUGCACUAACUAGGAAACUGUAAAGGUUAUGAUAAUUUACAGAUUCAUGUGGAUCCGAAUACAUCAUUUGUACUUAUUUGGCCAAAUAGGUCAGUAGAAUAGGUGAUAGUUUUGUGUGGUUUUUCCUUGAGGUGAUAACAUUGAAGCAAGAACCAGCACUUUAUACUCAGAAUUGUUUUUAAUUCUACCUAAUUUGGGACAAUGGAAUGUAGGUCGAUUUAUAAAAAAAUAUAUAUCUAGGAACUUAAAAAGAAAAGAGUGUCGUUACUCUGUCCCACUCCGAAUGAAGGCAUGUUCCCAGCAGCAAGACAGAAGUGGUUUUGCGCUUGCUUUUAAAGUAUGCCCUAGCUUUCCCACAUCUUCCCUGUAAGGCCUCUCUCCUCUUUAUCAAAGUGUGAUCUACCAGUUGUCUGCAGCGUCCGUCCGAAUCACCUGGGGAGCUCUGAUGCCGAAGGCCAGCCCCUGACGUCAUGAAUCAGUGUCUCUGAUGGGGCGUAGACAUUUCGUAAUCCCAUGAGGCUUUUCCCUGCUGACCCUUGGUGCUUUUAUUCACAAGCACCUCGAGUGCUUCUGAUGCGCGCUGACAUUUUUAAAGCGACUGGUCUGUACCUCAUGUGUUCACCCAGGGCUUUUGCUGGAUGGAUAGCAUGCAGGAAAAUUGAAUCAGAUGUUCUUAAAAUUGUUUUUCCUUCACUCCGCUAACUGCGUUCUUCCCCCACAAAUCUCUCUCCUAAAGGAAUGCUGUGAACGAUUUGUUCAUGUCCUAUCCUAUCCAAAUUAAUAUAUUUAUCUGGACGCUAUUACCUAAAAAUUGGUAGCCUCCGAUUCUUACAUGGAAACGGGUUUGAAACUAUGAUCUAGGGAGUCUUAGAGAACAGGUGGUGCUCAGGGGCCAGUGGGAUGGACCCCCAAGGGGCUCCUGCUUUCUCCCUUCAUUCGGUGCAGCCCCCCCACUGGAUGCUGCUUAAGGUAAGAUUUCAGUAAAUAAAAUUCUGCCUCUUUUUGAAAAAAAAAAAAGGAUUCCGUACUUUUUAAAAGGGUUUGGAAGCCACUACUCAGUGAAUGACUCUGUCACCUGGUUAAUUUUCUGCUGAUUUUUACAUAUUCAGAAACCUCGUGUUUUUUGACAAAAAAUAUUUUGAAGGUCUUGCUGCUUGGAAUAUGACCAUCUGGCUAUUUCACAAGUUUUAAAGGCAUUUUCUUUCUUUUUUUUUUUUUUUUUUUGAAUAGUAAAGCACUGGCUUAACCUCUGUUCCUCACAUUUCUGAUGUUAGUAUAGAAAUGGUCUGAGUAUUUAGUUCAUUUUAGUUAGUAAAUACACAUACACAUUUCCCCCCCACGGCCCCGACUGUAGUCUGUGCCUGAGGCUUGCAGGAAUGAAGGAGGUGCGUUCCAAGGAUCUGGAGAAAGAAUCCAAAAAUGUCCCCCUCUCAAACAGAAGCUCACAAAACAUAAAUGAUUGCACUUAGCCAUCUGCAGAGAGGUCUGAAGAAAGAGACCUAGAAGCUGUAAAUGCAGGUGUAUUUCCUCGGUGUCUGCCGGGGCUUGGACUCCCUCCAGUAAAGGAAAGUGUCCAAGCAGAACGCACUGAGCAAGAUAAACCAUACGAAAUUUCCACCUUGUGGUGCUUUCUGGUGACUGAUGUGGAAGGUUGAAAAGGAGAGCUGGGAAGUUAGGUUGCUAUCCUUGUUCCCCUCACACUAAUCAGGCUACAGGGCAUCCGUCCUAUGUGCGGACCUCGCCGUGUGUGAGAACAUACCUGCAGGAAGGGCAGGCGGGGUAUAGUCGGAGGACGGUGGCUCAUCGGAGCGUGUGCUGCCCUCACUCUCCAGUCUCGUUCUGGGCCCUGCUGGUAGUUUUCCUCUCGAAUUUGAGCUGCUUGAAGGAGCCUGACGGAUGAAUGGGCGCUCUGAUUUGUAAUUCUAUUCUAUACAAGUUUCAAGCAGCCUGGAUCCUCGCCCUGACUGCUCGCAGGUGAGCUGACUGAACUGGCUCCCUGGCCCACGGUGUGGACACUUGGGGUGGCUCCGCCUCCUCAGCCAGCUGGCCUCGCACUUCUCCCUCCCACCCCCAUCCCCCACCAGGCCACACACCACGAACACCACUUAAGCACCCUGUGUUACUGAAUUGCUUUUGUUGGGUUUGCUCCGUGUUGUGGUCGAUGCCUACUGAGAAAUGUGAAUUAAAGCACUGAUACGUGGAAAACCUUUGCUUGUUUUUUAAUAAAAGUUAAAGUGCAGCACUCCA